GUGGGGACACCAAGGAUGUUGAAAAGAGUAAAGAUGAAGUACUAGUACCAUCCCGUCGCUUAUCCACACAGCUGCAAAACGCUGAGAAGCGCUUGUCCAUCCAGCACCGAAGCUCCUUCGCUUCCAACUGCGCCAGUCCGGAUGCGGUCCCCGGGUUGGCGGUAGAAAAUGAGAUCAGACCACUGGUUGACGUAGGUCCUCAGACAAAGGAACGGGGGUCUUCACCUGGUGCGCACCCGCCCCUUACACAACGGGGAGAAGAAGACCCCGACGAGGACCGCGCGGCCAUUGCGACCAUAUGAAUUGCAAAAGUAUCACACUCGUAUAAAUGCAUGACAAAUUCCCUCAGCGCGAGACAUAAAAUUUGUAAUGCGGAUUUACCUUGAGAAAAUAUAUUGUAAUGCAUAAUUGCCAUACGAGUACGAUGCUUUUGCAAUGCAUAGACCAACCUGAUCUGCAACGAGUCGCAGCGCUUCGUUAUGCGUUGCAAAUAUGUGGUCUGGGUCUGGAAACUUGUGAUGCUGUGUGGCGUACCAUGAGGUGGCCACAAGUGCUGGCUCAGCAUGACAAGUUUCCGAGCUGCAGCUUCUAGGUGUUGCCUAUUCUGCAUGACAGUGCGCGUUUCUGCAUGACAGAAAAGCGUGGCUCAUGGGUAGCGUGCGUGACAGGUUUAAGAGUCAUGCCACACAAGCAUGACAAACGUGCACUCUUCCAGACCCAGGCAUAUUUGCGCUUGAUAUUCGUCGACGCCGCGCAAAACCUGCACCAAGUCUGGGGCGCGCCGUUGCUGGUCUUAGCGUCGGCUGCGUUUCUUUUCGAAUUGUUAACCCUCGUCCCAGCCGCGCUCUACCUCGCGAUUCUGACACUUUCCGGACCGCUCGGCUUCAUCUGGAGCAAGUGCCUGUUUCGUGCGAAGCACAAGCGGGCGACCUACACGGAGCAGCGGCUGCGGCUCUGCGACGAGGUUUUGUCGAACAUCCGGAUAGUGUAUGACAGUCAACAACCCCCCCUCAUCUCAUUUGUAUUUUUGCAUGAACUGCAAUACAAACGCCAGCUACCCAUACCCACCUGGAGCUUGCGCAUUACAAAUUUAUGUGCCUCGUACUGUAGUACUGUAUGUUUGGGCUUUCGAAAUUUGUCAUGCAAACAGUGCCACAGCAGGGAAGCGACUGGAUUUGGGAUUUUGCAUGACAAAUGGGUGGGACUGGGAGGGGGGGGUUGUGCGCUGUCAUAUACUGAAAUACUUCGUGUGGGAAAAGGCGUACUUUGACAAGAUCGAAAAAUUACGAGACGAAGAAAACAAGCAAGCCUUGAAACAGAACUGCAUUUUCGCGUCGAACGCCACGCAAAUCGUCUGUAUGCCCUUUGUAUCUUGUGCAAAAGUAUCGUACUCGUGCUAAUGGCAGUUAUGCAUUAGAGGCCGUACGAUUAAUGGGCCCCCUUUUCGAUACCGAAAAGGGGGGGGUAGGUGCGGUCGGUCGUCUGGCGGGUCGUAUCCAGAAAUGGCCGGGUGACCAGUUUUUCUUUUCGGACUUCAAAAAUCUAAAUCCGCAACUUCCCGCCCCGGCAAAAAAGCUCUCGUUUUGUUUACUGCGGUUUCUCAGCGUGUCUCUCUUCUGCUGCGGUUUCUGCGGCGUGGCUGGAACAGAAUGAAACAGAACAACAGAAAUUUCUUGGGAGGGCGCGCGCGGGCGGCGCGCGCGGAUCGGCAUACGGAUGCAACAACAGAAAACGGUUAAAGCGCGUGAUGCGCGCGCGCAAACUGAAAAAAAGCCCGCGGCGCGCGCUGGUGUGUGCGUGCAGCGGAGAACAUGCAGCGGAGAACGUGCCGCCCCAGUGGUCGAAGUGGCCGUCUCAGCUGCUUUUCCAAAUGCAGGAAGUGCUGGGAUGGUCGCUUCAACAGCCCGAGGGUGGUUGUGCAAUGCUGCGUUCUAAGUAGCUGCCUCCUGGUGGUCUAUUGCGUCGCAGCACUGUUUUUGUGCAAUAGAGUUACUUCGCAGGAGAAGAAGCUUCGUCGUGAUGCAUCGCGAACAGCUUUCGUUUUUGAGUAAUAGAGCUGCUCCACAGUGGGUUUACUUCUACAAACUGCGCCCAAGUUACUGCGAAGCAGUUCUUUUUUUCCGCUGUAGGUCCACGGUCUACGUCUACAGCUACCAACUGGGAUUGUUAUCAAGUUGGAGAUGAUUUACUCCAGGGUAGCUGUGCUGCUGCUGGGUUCUGCGAAAGAAAGCCGCCCCCUUUGUCUUGGGAGAAACGGGGCCGGCUUUAUUUUGAGAAGCAGAAAGCGCGUCGCUUACGCUUUGCUUCUCUUGCGCUUUUUUUUUUUGAAAGAAAAAGAACAAACAAGAACUCGCUCCAUAGCGUCGGCGCUGUGUACUUUGCGCACGGUAGUGCGCGUCACAAUCCAGCGAAGCUAGCUGUAGCUGGGCACCGCAUGUGGCUGCGCUUUUGAAAAAACAAAGCGGCGAAAGGUGUCAAGCGCGCCGUGCCGCCCGGAUUCAGAUUCGCGAUAGGUUUCGCGAUAAACAGCCCCCGGAUUUAGAAAAGGGGGGCGUGGGGGGGUAAGCUCGAUCAGAUUCCCGCUUCUACCCCCCUUUUCGGUAUCGAAAAGGGGGUCGAUUAAUCGUACAGCCUCUUACAAAUCUAGUUGCUAAGGUAGAUCCUCAUUACAAAUUUGGUUUGUAAUGCUGACCCGAUUUGUAUUACAAUUUGAGUAGGCGUGUGCCUGUAGGCGUUAAUUCGGGGUGGGUUGGUUGGUCGGUUGGUUGGUUAUGCAAAUGCUGAAGACGGCGGGCCGUCGCGGGUUAUAGAAAAACAUUCUUCCGGAGUCGCAGUGCGUGGCGAGGUCGACGUGCGUCUGGUUUGCGUUUGGUGGUGGACGUAUUGUGGCGGAGACAUAUUCGGCGUCGCGGUGUCGCUAUUUCGCUUAUCCUGAUGUACGUGAGUCUGUCGACGACGUUCUGCUUCCCACAAUCGAAGCUGGAGAAAGUUGUGCUUUGAUAUCGGGAAUGAGAUGCACGCUACCCACCUACCUCCCUACCUACCUACCUCGUGAUACUGACGCUCCUCUCGUCCAUUCAUAAUCAACCGAAACAAAAAAGAUCACGCCCUCCUUCGUGGCUGAGCAGUGGGUAGGUGGGUUGGUUGGUCGUCAUUGGACAAUGAUGCGUCCGCGUGUCCUCCAGGUGUGGGCGAUUUUCACUUGCGGGGCGCAACGGAGGCGCGUCUACACCUACCUUCCCACCCACCUACUUCUUGAUGCGUGUGACAACGAAAAUGCGGGAGCUGGGGCAGCGCCCAGUUAGAGUGAAGUGAUGAAGAACUACAACUGCUCAGAGACAGUCUUGGCUGCAGGCCGGCGACGCCUGGCCCGUGUGUGGUGGCCCGCAAAGGCUCCCGCGUAAACGGUUUGCUAUCGCGGGCACCGAAAUGGGUGAAAUGAUGCCCAUCCUGAUGAAAAGCGCCCCGCCCGUAAAGGGCGGUCUUUGAUCUAGCAGCCUGUGGCGCUUUUAGUUGCCCGGGGCCCAUCGGCGCGGCACGGCCACAACGCCGACCGCAUCCGCGGGGCGCCACUUGAAGUCUAGAACCCCACUGCUAUGGCAGCUUUUAGAUUUCCCCUCGCAAGUGAUCGGGGUUUUAGUUGCGAUAGAGUGAACUACAUACACUGAGGUAGGCGAUACGUCUAUGCGCGGCGCUUCUCCACCCUCGCCACAAAGCGCACUGCGUGCGCAGGCCAGGGCCAGAGAGAACGAGCUGCGACAUUUUUCUUCCUCCCGCCGAAGGAGCUCGGCUUCAUCUUGUGAGAAUGAAACGAACCAAGCCAGCGCACCAAUGAAGGCCUGACCCUGAGGCAGAGGAUUUGUUUUUCUUUUCUCGUUGUGAUUGUGCCACUCACAACAAAGUCACUGAGGAUCAGAAUCAAUUUGAGAACCAAGAACAAACUUAAGUGCCUGGGAUCGCAUUGGGUGCAAGUAUGUCUGUGUCUGGUCGAAGCGUUGAACCUUUAGGGCGCGCCCUCACCCCUGCCAGGGAAGGUGGGUGGGUGGGUCGGCAUGUGUGGUCAGCAGGCAGCGCAUGCUUGCUCACCCGUGCCAAGGCAGGUGGGUCGGUAGGUCGGUAGGCGUGGCCAGCAGGCAGCGCAUGCUCACCCGUGCCAAGGUAGGUGGGCCGGGAGGUCGGUAGGCGUGGCCAAUAGGCAAGGCACACUCGCCCCACCCCCCCACCAGGCAGGUGGGUGGGUAGGUCGGUAGGCGUGGCCAAUAGGCAGCACACGCCUGCCCCCCCCCACCCGGCAGGUGGGUGGGUAGGUCGGUAGGCGUGGCCAAUAGGCAACGCACGCGCGCCCCACCCUCCCCACCAGGCAGAGGGGUGGGUAGGUCGUUGGGCGUGGCCAAUAGACAACGCACGCUCACCCCACCCGCCCACCAGGCAAGUGGUUGGGUAGGCCGGUAGGUGUGGCCAAUGAAUGCAUAGGCCGCGCACCCUUGCCCCCCGCACCAGGCAGGUGGGUGGGUAGGUCGGUAGGCGUGGCCAAUAGGCAACGCAAGCUCGGCCCACCCACCCACCCGGCAGGUGGGUGGGUGGGUCGGUAGGCGUGGUCACCGAUCUCCUCUGGGUGGAAAGGGGUAGGUAGGUAGUUGGGUCGGCGCGAUCACGGUAGUACGAUCGUAAAGAGAGGCGGUAGGUGGGUAGGUAGGCAGCUUCAACGGUGAUAGUAGUUAGAUGAAUCUCAGAAAAACACAAGAUACAGCGCAGCGGGUUUGGUUCCACGGGAAAUUUGCAUAACCAACCAACCGACCAACCAACCCACCCCGAAUUAACGCCUACAGGCCCACGCCUAUUGUACAAUUUAUACUACGCGCGAUACUUUUGCAAUUCAUACUUGCUCGCCCAGGCGGUGUGUUUGUUGACGUACGUGUUUCUCGUUGUCGGAAACGAAGAAGCGGUGGGGGAGGGGGAAAAAGUGAAGCAACUCACCCCGGAAAUGACCUUCUGCCUGCUCGGUUUCACGAUGAUCCUACGGUUCCCGUUGCAGCAGAUGGGGCAAAUUUGGGGAAACGCCACGCAGUGCUACUACGUGUUGCAGAAGGCGGAAGCGUUUUUGCAGACAAGCUCGAUAGGUGAAAACUAUCGUCGUGGUGGGACAGCGUCUACUUCAUGUCAGGUAGGAACGGAAAAGCAAGCGAAUCUUCUGGAGGAAGAGAAAAAAACAGCGGGUAAAAUAACCGAACUACUGAAAAACAGAAACACUCCUGCGACGCAAAGCAGGAGCAGCAGCAGCACAACAACAGCUGCAAGCCCUGCUACUACAAUCCUCUUCGACGUCGACGGAGCUGAUGUUAGGUGGACGGCGGAUGAAAAAUUAACCAUGCAAGCAGGCAAAAGAAACGAAGGUCAAGAACGUGUCGACGCAAAGGUUGUGCUGGAAAAGAACAAAGAAACAAAGCUACAACUUCAUAGGACCGGGUCCGGCACAUCAUCAGCAUCCUCCUCGUCGGGAGGUGGACCACCUUCUUCAAACGUAGUCCUGUCAAACCUAUCAAAUGCAAAAAUGUCUCGGUCUGGAAGGUUGCCGGGUUUGUCAUGCACAUUUUGCAUGACCCAGGAUUGUUUGUGAUGUAUGCCCUACCAUCACAGAUUUCAGAACACUUCCUGCUGCCUAGUCCGCAUGAAAGAUGCCCUCCCCGCGUAGCACAAACUAGACUCCUCUUGCUGAUAUAUGCAAUACAGAUUUUUUCAGAGUCCAAAGUUAGCAUCACAAGCUCCAACCUUCCAGACCCAGACAUUCUUGCAUUUGAUAAAACCUGAAAGUUCAAAUCCAGUCUGGCGACCUCGUGGAGGUCACGGGAAAGACCGGGGCGGGAAAAACUGCUUUUCUCCACACCUUACUCGGUGACACGAACAUCACGCCAACUUCUGCGGUGAACAGAAAUGCUUUGGAAAUCAAAAAAUCCGUAGAGCACAAUGUUCACUUGCUCUACGUGAGUCAAACGCCCUGGAUCAGAAACGCGACGAUUUUCGACAAUGUGGUUUUCUUUCUAACGAAGCCGGCUCUGUAUUCAUCAUCCGGCAAUAUUGAAACUGAUAAAAAGCAGGAUGAGAGUUUUUAUCCUUAUCGUUUCAGAUCGACAGACAGGAUCAACGAAAAAUUCCACCGAAAGUGUUACACCGAGGCGGUCUUUGUCGCGAACCUGGAGCCUAUCACAGGAAAAAGUGUGUAACAUUAACGUUUUUCACGGAUUGCAAUCAUGCAUCACAAAUGUAGCCCAAUAUGCAUGCUAUGCAUGACAAAUUCUGACACGUCUUGUGAUGCAUUUCUGCAUCACAAAUUCCAAAUGACAUUUUUUCUUGUGAUAGAGCCGGACAUCGCAACCUUUGCGCAAAGGGACGAGAUAUCCUGUGCAAAAGUAUCGUACUCGUAGUAAUCGCAGUUAUGCAUUACAAAUCUAGUUGGUUAGGUAAAUCCGCAUUACAAAUUCAAGCUGUAAUGCUAAGCCAAUUUGUAUUGCGAUUUAUACUAGUACGAUACUUUUGCAAUGCAUACGAGACGGAGAUCGGGGAGCGCGGGGUCACUAUGCAAUGCAAAAGCAUCGGGUACUAGUACAAUUUGCAUUACAAAUUUGCUCAGCAUGAGAAACGCAAUUUGUAAUGCUGUUUUAUCUUAGGAAGAAGAUUUGUCAUGCAUACUUGCAAUUAGAAUUAGUACGAGUGCGAUACUUCUGCACUGGAUAGGCACGUUGUCCGGCGGCCAGAAAAUGCGGAUCGCGCUGGUAUGAGAGUGCACAACUCCCCUUCCCCUCAUUUGUGUUGCAUGAACAGCGACACAAGCGCUGGCAAAGAUGCAGCUUUCGCAUGACAGAUAUCUCGAAAGCCAAAAGAGCAUUACAAUCCUCUAGGAAUUUGUCAUGCAAAAGCUGCAUCUUUGCACGCGCUUGUGUUGCAGUUGCUGUUCAUGCAACACAAAUGAGGGGGAGGGGGAGUUGUGCACUCUCAUAGGUGGCCCGAGCGGUGUAUUGCGGACUCUUUCACCACUACUGCGGUCUAGAGGAGGAGGAGCGGCGGGUCGUGGGAGGUGAUGAUGAUGAUGAUGUUGACUGGAAACUGUCCAAAUCUGCGGCCUCUGCAGCAAGUACCUCGUCUUGUCACCUCGUUUUCCUUCUCGACGACGUCUUCGCCGCGUUAGAUGCGGGCACCGCGGUUUUGGUCGCCAAAAACCUCCUGGAAUUGAAGCAUAGGCUGGAACAAAAUCAAAAUUUGCCAAGUACAACAAAAUCCUCGUCUUCAUCUAGCAAACGAACACCUGGACGAGCUGUUGUUCCAGCAAAGAAGAAGACCACUGUCACCAUCAUCUGUGCCGGAAAUCUCUGUGGCGCGGCCCUCCGAACCGCUCACGCGCGAGCGGGCGUGUGUCUACCAGCCAUGGCGGUACAAAAGAUACACAUCGACGCGGAUUCCGGUAUCCGGUGCGAAUUUUCAUCCGUACACGUAGAAAUGCGGUGUCUGCAUGACAAGCCUCGCAUUCGAUCCUCGUCAGCAUGACAGGAGGUGUUGCGCUUCAAGUUGGCGUCGAAAUUUGUGAUGCAUUUUGUACUUGGGUGUGCGGGAAAUUAAUUGCAUUGCAUAUGCGGAGGACAGGUGAAACACACGGAGGACUGGUUGGUGAAUGACAAUGAGCGCGGUACUUCUGAGGGCACAAUAAUACCGGGGACGAUGAAGCAGAGUCCCUGCAUUCUGCCAAAUCCAGGUACUGUUCCUGGUGCAAUACUGAAUCUUCAAACCGCGGCGGCGGCCUCAUGUAGGUCCGGAACAGGUGGAGGCCCAGAAGGUGAUGACCUCCACACAGAGACAGACACUACAGCCAAACCUACAGCUUCCACCGGUGGGGUAUGGCGUUCUCAAAUGUUACAUUCUCAACUGUUACAUGAUUUGUUAUGCAAAGUUGCAAUCAGACUCAGAGUCGACACGAUCAAGCUGCUUCGCAUUACAAAUUCUCGAAGAGCCCAACAGGCUGAGAAUCUGUGCGAAAUCUGUCAUGCAAGACGCGCAAGGUCCCCUCUUUCUGUGUUGCCGUUCUUGCAUCACAAAUCCAUGGAACAGUUGAGGAUGUAACAGUUGAGAACGCCAUAUGGAGCAGGAGCUUUGAUGACCCGGGAAGACGACUCCGGCUCCAUCGUGUCCCUCCGCGGUGCCAUGUGGAAUUGGUUCGUUGCGCUCGGUAUCAAAUGCAAAUAUGUCUGGGUCUGGAAACUUGUGAUGCUAAAAUGUGGAUGAUGGAAACAGUUCCGAAUGCAACCCAGCAUGACAACUUUGCAGAACGCUUUCCCAUACUAGGCAAUCCGCAUGAGAAACUUCGUCUCUGCAUGUACAAAAGAGGCUGCGACUUUUGUUGGUUAUGCAAUACAGAUUUUCUAGGUGUGGAAAGCAAGCAUUACAAGUUGCAUCCUACCAGACCCAGACAUAUUUGCAAUCCAUACUCGGCGCGUUUAUCCCGAUUGGCGUGUUCAGUGUCAUCUCCAUGUACAUUGAGCGGUUUGUCUUUAUCUCUGUCGUAUCAAAUGUAAAAAUGUCUGGGUCUGGAAUAAUGCAACUUGUCAUGCUGUUUUUGCACUCUAAAAAAGUUUGUAUUGCAUAACCAGCAAGAGGGGCACAAUUUGUGCUACACGGAUAGGGCAUUUCUCAUGCGGAAGGUGCAUCAGGAAGCUUUCUAAAAAUCUGCGAUGCUAGGCCAUGCAUUACAGGCAUCAUGGGUCAUGAGAAAUAUGCAUGACAAAUCUUGCACUCUUCCAGACCCAGACACUUUUGCAUUUGAUAUGUCGACCGCACGGUCAAGACCUGGUGCGGGCUAGCAGGCGCGUUAUCAGCAGGAGGUGGGUCUGAUACCUCAGCGUCCGCAGCGGAAAUUGUCGCGGCGGAUGCAGCUCAUCUUGACAACAACCCAGCGGCUCACGACGAUGCGAGUACUAUCAGCGAGUCCUCCGAGUCUAUGGCCACCAUCUACAUCCGGCUUACCAUAAUCGCUUGCAUCUGUUGCGCCUUGACCCGCUAUCUCGUGCGAAAGCAUCGCACUCGUAGUAAUUCUAAUUACAGCUAUGCAUUACAAAUCUCCCUCUGAAACUGAAUUAGCAUGACAAAUUCCAUUUCUAAUGCUGAGCAAAUCUGUAAUGCGAUUUCUAGUACUGCGAUGCUUUUGCAUUUCAUACCCGCUUUUCCUUCGCGAUCGUCUGUACCAGGGCGGGAAAAAAGCUCUUCGCGCAGAUGUUUAUCAGAGUGCGCAACCCGUCCCCCUCCGCCUCAUUUGUAUGGCAUGAACAGCAAUACAAACAGCAGCACACGUGGAGCAGGUGCAUGACAAAUUCAUGUGCCUAGUGUAGUACUGUUUGGGCUUCCGGAACCUGUCAUGUAAACAGUGCCACAGGGAAGCACUUGGAUUUGGGCUUUUGCAUGACAAAAGAGGGGGAGGCGGAGUUGUGCACUCCCAUAAUGUUCGCGAGUAUUUUAGAAGCCCCCUGCCACUGGUUUGAUUCCACGCCAAUCGGGAGGAUCACGAAUCGGUUAUCCUUCGACACAGAAAACGUCGACACGGUCCUUUUAUCAACAGCAAAUAUCCCUGGCUGUCUGGAAGGAUCCAACUUGUGAUGCUGUCUUUUGAUAUCUAGAAAAAUCUGUAUUGCAUGACCAGCAGGAGGAGUCCAGUUUGUUCGACGUGGAGAGGGCAUUUAAUAUUCUCAUGCGGAAUAGGCAUCAGGAAGGGUAGUUCUAAAAAUCUGUGAUGCUAGGGCAUACAUCACAGACAAUCAUGGGUGAUGCAGAACCUGCAUGACAAACCUGGCAGUCUUCCAGACGACCCAGGAGACAUAUUUGCAAUGGAUACCUUUUCACCAAAGUCUACCCGGCGACGGUCUGUAUCUCCUGGGUUCUCGGCGCUCUGGCGGUAAUUAUGACGGUGUUAUGCAUUGCAAAAGUAUCGUACUAGUAUAAAUCGCAUGACAAAUUUGCGCAGCAUGAGAAAUAAAAUUUGUAAUGCGAAUUUACCUGAAGAGAAAGAUUUGUAAUGUAUGAUUGCAAUACGAGUGCGAUAGUUUUGCAGUGCAUAGCUGCUGUAUCCGUACAACUUCAUCAUCUUGCCGUUUUUCGUGCUGGGUUCCUGGUACUGCAUCUACUGUGCCCGCGUGGGGAUCGUCCAAAUUCAGCGUUUGGACAACGUGUCCCGCUCACCCAUCUAUCCUGUGCAAAAAAUUCGUACUCGUAUUGCAAUCAUGCAUUUACAAAUCUUUUUUUCAAGGUAGAUCCGCAUUACAAAUUUUACUUCUCAUCAUGCUGAGGAAAUUUGUAAUGCAUUUAUAGGAGUGCGAUACUUUUGCAGUGUAUACCAUCGCGUCGCUGACGAAGGAAGCGCUGUGUGAAAUGCAUAUAUGUCUGGGUCAGGAAAGUUGUGAUGCAAGUCCGUGAAUGAUACAGCCCAGCGCACUGUAAUGCACCGCCAAGAAGCAUGACAGAUCGUAUUUCCGUGCUGCGUGUGUGUUGCGUAUUCCGCACUAGAAAGAGAAAGAAAAACUGCGGCUUUGCAUGACAUGCAGGAGAAGCUCUGCUUCUUUGCCACGCAAUACAGAGCUCAGAGUAAUGCCAGAUCAGCAUACGAAAUUUUGAAACAUUCCAGACCCGCCAGACACAUUUGUUUUGCAUACGCUGCAGGGCAGGCUGAUAAUAGCCGUUUUCCACAACGAGGAAAAGUACCAGAAGAAGAUGUGCAAGUUGCUGAACCAGAACACGUAUGCAGUGCACAAGCAUCGUACUAGUAGAAAUGGCAUGACAAAUUUUAUCAGCAUGAGAAAGCAAAUUUGUAAUGGGGAUUUGACGUGAGAAAGAAAUUUGUAAUGCGUGACUGCGAUUAAGUAGUACGAGUACGAUACUUUUGCAAUGCAUAACACGCAAGCCUUGUUCGCCUUCAACUCCGCGUCGAGGUGGUUGGGAGUCCGAGUGGAAUUUGUCGUAGUGACCACGACGUUCUUCGUUCUACUCGCCUGCGUCUGGCUCCAGUUGCCAGCGGAGCAACUCGGGUUCUCCCUGAUUUGGUGCUUGUCGCUUGGGAUCUCGAUGGCCUUUUUGAGUAUAUCGAUGUCUUCUGCCGAGGCGGCGUUCACUUCGGUCGAACGGUUGACGGAGUACAGCGGGGCGCAUGUUCCGAAUGAAGGUAAGCGGAAGGACGCACUGGUAGAGGACAAUGGUGUGGAUGUUGACGAAAUUAAAGAUUCUACUGCCGUUAAAGCGAUCGCAGACAGGAGCUGCACUGAAGUUGAUGUUGGAUGGGCACCAUCAUCUCACGACGAUCAGGACCACCACGACCAUUUCCGCAACCUACUAUCCAGGAAAAAACAUCCAUCCCCAUCCAUAUUUUGCAUGGCAAAUAGCGGACUCUAUGCAUGUUUUGUAUGACAAACUGGAUGGGGAUGGCAUGAGUGUUUUUUCCUGGAUACCUACCACACGAAGAACACACCGCAACCACCACCCGUCGCGCAUCCGUAUGGAGCAGCUUUAAGCUACUGCUGAGGAAGAUCAGAAGUUUGUUCGUUCUCUUGUGGCAAAAAAUUAUCAGUCUGCUUCCGCAUCGAGUCCGGGAGUGGCGGAUCUUUUCGUCGGAUCGAUCUGAAAACUACCCAACAGCGGCUGACAUCACAGCUACUCCGGGAGGGGGAGCAAGAGCCGCCAGUCGUUCCAUUCUCCUGAACGAUUUCAGCUCCAAAGACCUCCACGGCGAAACGGCGACUACGACGCCCGUGCACAUCAAAAAGGGGUUGCUGAUUUCUAACUUAAGACUUCGCUACCGCCAGGAGCUGCCCGACACGCUACACAACAUCUCCUUCUAUUUGAAUCCGGGGGAGAGGUGCGCGGUGGUUGGAAGAACGGGCGCCGGGAAGUCGAGCUUAACCGCGGCAUUGUUUCGACUCGCAGAGGACGUGACCGCGAGGGUGUGCAGCAUAAACGGGGUCGAUUUGCUCAAAGACUUACCCGUGGACUCGGCAAGGAAGAGACUGGGGAUCAUCGCCCAUAUGAAAGCCUCAGGUUGGAAAUCCUCAAAGUGAAAAUAGCUUGUAAUGCAAAAAACCACUCCAGUUGAAGCGCCACUUCUAUGUGGCGCAUGACAAAUUUCCAUGGCACUCAAAUCAUGUCUGUCAUGCUGGGUAAGGCAAAGGGGUGCCCUUUUGUUCUGCUAUUCAGAACUCCAAUUCUUCACCCCUAGAAGGACAAUAAUCGGCCUCUAUUGCGUCCUCUGCAGCACAGUCUUUUUUGCAUCGCAUAUCGUGCAUCAAAAGUGAUUUCCACUUUGAGAAUUUUCAUUAUGAGGCUUUCAUAGCCCAAUCCGCGCACGUUUUCGGCGGUGUCACUCUACGUUACAAUCUCGAUCCAUUCGACGAAUUCACCGAUCAGGAAUGUGUCCAGGCGUUGAAAUUGGCGCAUUUCCCAGUCUACGCGUUGCAAAUGUAGUAUCGUACUUCUCGUAUACCAAAUUGCACUUAUGCACGACAAAAACAAAUGCAGUAGCAGUUUCUGUACCUGAAUCAGCAUGACAAUAUUGAUUUCAGUUUUCGUCUUAAGAAAAUCACUUGGCAUGCAGUUUAUACUAGUACGAUGCUUAAUAUUUUCCACUGGAUAUAGUCUUGAAGAACGACAACAGCCAGGUGAACUUGAACUUGCUGGCGAGUGGUGGUGGAAGCACCAGUGGUCUUCAAAAUGAGGAAGACGAGGAUGUUGAACGGGAACUGCUGCUCGCAGCGGAUAUCGGCAUUACAAUCAAACCGGCAAAUAGAAACUAUAAUUCCGAGCCGGAGCCAGAAGACGAGCAGUAUCGUGUUUCCAGUUGCAGUACCGCGGUGCCGGCUUUUCGACAAACCGCGAUUUCCUCCUGCAAUUCGUUGGCGUCGUUAGGAGGCUACUUUGGUGAGGACCAGCAGACCAGUGCAGACGUUGACGCACGAGCACUGGAAACAAGAACCGCUCCAGCACUUUCGCAAGUAAGGACCACCACGCAGAGGACUACAGGCAGGGUAACAUUACCAGAUCCGACUGUUGUCUAUAAUCUGCCAAGGAAUACAACUACCGCUGUCCUCGGGCAGACAAGCGAAACGGAAACAACGUCGACUUCGACCACUUCCAAGCCGACCCAGUGGGUCACCUCCAAGCGAAGCAGUAGGCAUACCCGGUUUACAACUUCCAACUUUUGGUCGAGCCCCAGCCCACCCAUUCUAAGUUCUCCCCCCUCGCCCGGCGGCGAUCUGCUAGCGGGCGGUGCGGUUGCGGGGAACGGGCUGGAGUUGGUCCCUGUCGCGAGUGUUGUUCAGCAGCAGAAGAAAAUAAAUAACCGACCACAAAUAAUGACAACUAUCGCGGACUUGGAUGAGCACGCGCGCGCUCUGGGGAUCGAUACGAAUAAGAAUAGCAACGACAAUGUUGAGACGCGGCAAGGCAAGGUCGUCUCUCCUCCUGUUUCUGAUGUUGAUCGGAAUGAAUAUACUAGUAAACGCCCUUCCAGGAGUACAAGUACAGCCAUGGCUAUCAAACAAAAAAGGUUCGUCACGAUCACUCAUGCGCAUUUUUGCAAUACAAAAUUGGCUGUCAUGCGUAAAAAUGCAUGACAGCUAAGCUUCAUAGGGGAUUUCCCUAGUGUUUCUGCAAUACAAGGAAAACUUGUGAUGCUAAAAAAAUUUGUAAUGCAAAACCUGCAAGUUAGUGACUGUGACAAACUUUUUUCUUUCCAUAAUGGCAGCAGAAACAGCUGGAACCACGACACCUGCGAAAGAGACGCGUAAAAAACCUUUUUCAACAACAUCCCAGCCACAGUACUUUGAAAUAGGCUCGCCCGUGCUCGACGACGAGCUUUACUACAGCGUUUUGAACCGGAAGUUGCAAUCCGAAGGGAGCUAUGCACUGCAAAAAUGUCUGGGUCUGGAAGGUUGGAACUUGUCAUGCUAAAUCUGAAUCACGCAAAAACCUGUGUUGCGUGAUUACCAAAUGCUGCCCACUUUUGAUCAAGUUGAGAGGCAGUUUCUCAUGCAGGAUAGGCAUGAUAGUGAUCUCGCGGAAUCUGUCAUGCUAGGUCCUCCAUUACAGAUCAUGUGGGUCAUGGAAGACCUGCAUGACAAGUCGAGCAAAGUUCCAGACCCAGACGCUUUUGCAUUUGAUAGGACCGACCUCUCCGUGGGAGAAAGGCAGCUGCUUUGCCUCGCCCGGGUGCUGCUCCGGAAGCCGGAGCUACUGAUCUGCGACGAAGCCACUGCGUCGGUAGAUUUCGAAACGGACAAAAAAGUGCAGGAGUCGCUCCGGGAUUGGAGCAAGGAACACGGGAACGCGAUUGUGUUGACUAUUGCGCAUCGAUUGGAAACCGUGGCAGAUUACGAUAAGGUAUAGUGUUAGAACAAAAAGUUCUCAAGAAGAUCUUGUCAACACGCGAUUUUAUUUCUAAGGGCGCACGAGGACUGUGAUAGUGAUUUGGAUUUCGAUUUCAACAAUUAUUUUUCAAAUAUUGUUCUUGAAAACCGAAUCAAUUGUACCAGGUCCUUGUCUUGGACAACGGUCACGUUGCAGAAUUCGGGGAUCUGCAGGACCUUGCGCACCGUCCCAAUGGGAUUUUUGCGGGCAUGGUUUCACGCAGCAAGGAACUCGGGAAUCGGAGGUGAUGAAAGUAAGAACCGGUCCAGUAGAGUGCGAAAAGAAUAAGAACUUGGGCGCUGUUCUUGGGAAACAACAGAGAUGUAUUACUGAUUUUUGGUCUCUACUGACAAUUUUAGUGAGAGGACCCGGCGAAGAUCAUCUUCUACCAGUAAUUUUGUUUCUUUUCUUCAAAUGUUUCCGUCUUGCCGCCCAUCAGGGUCAGCUUGCGAGGAACCCCAUUUUGAUAUAAUCUAUGUCAAUGAAGUUGUAUUCUCACAAGUCAUGCAUACGACACACCGCUUACGCUGUUUGCUUUUACCGUUUUUUGGAGUAGAGUAUAUCUUCAAAUAGAAAACGAGAAUCAGCAAAUGCCGAACAAUGAACCUUGCUUCUGAGAGACACUGAAAUAGAUUCACAACUAACUGAAUUUUCCUGUAACAUUUUUGUCAAUGCACCUCUACAUCAGAAUUACAUGAUCAUGUACUUGGCACACGGUACUAGAGUGGUUCAUCAAUACAGACUCAGAUUUUCCUCGUUGCGGACGUUGUGCAGAAAAUCAAGAAUGCAUCAAGGCUUGUGCGGAUAAGCAGCUGAUGGUGUACACGAAGCUAAAGGCCAAUACUGCGAAGUCUUGCUUAUGGUGGCCCCUUCUACAAGCAUGAAAACUAGUCUUGGCGAUUUUUUUGACCAAGCUCGCGAGGAGAGAAAGAGAUCUCCACAUGGGAAAACUUUGCACAAUUGACCCUAGACCUGGCUCCUCGCUUUUCGAUCUAAGUACUUUGCGCAUUUUUGAGGGUAGAUACGUAGUAG
This is a messenger RNA of Amoebophrya sp. A120, 15456 nucleotides long. Lineage: Eukaryota; Dinophyceae; Syndiniales; Amoebophryaceae. The record is from the annotation of a GenBank genome assembly.